Molecule: messenger RNA, 762 nt
Organism: Caenorhabditis briggsae
Lineage: Eukaryota; Metazoa; Nematoda; Chromadorea; Rhabditida; Rhabditidae
Exons: 8
Coding region: 1-762 (253 amino acids)
Molecular function (GO): DNA binding
Source: RefSeq, a predicted model, not a curated record
AUGGACGCUACAAACAGUAACCCAUCACAGGCGGUAGCCGUUCGAAAAAAAAUUACCUGGACCAGAGCUCAAAAAACCCGCCUUUCUGAAGUUUUCCAGUCUUCAAUGUUCAUCACUCAAAGAAUGAUCAACGAAUUGGCAGCUGAACUGGGCGUGAGCCAGAUGAAGGUUGAGAUUUACUUCCGCGGAAAACGCAAUACCUUGAAAGAAAAAGCCAAGAAAGAACGCAUGAGAAAGAUCGCACGGGACCUUCCUGCAACUCAAGCUGCAAAUGUUGUCAUCCCAGCUAUCCCAGCGAUGCCAAUGGAAACGGCAAACAACGGACCACCGAUUGCCUUUCCUGCAACUCAAGCUACAAAUGUUGUCAUCCCAGCUAUCCCAGCGAUGCCAAUGGAAACGGCAAACAACGGACCACCGAUUGCCGUCAAUCCAACGUUGAGUGUUCCACACCAUAGCGCUCCGAUGACCGGGGGGAACUAUCAAUGGGGUACCCCAGCUGCAAUGCCAAUGCAAAACCAGGCAAUGCUCGGCUUCGAUCCACUCGGUUAUGGUGACGCUCAUGUUGGACUCUACAAUGCCAACUACGCCAAUGCUCCUUCGUAUCCAUCAGCUCAAAAUGCCAUGGAUUGGAAUCAGGGAUACGUCGGGUACCAGAACAGUUACCAGCCACCGUUCUACGCUGGACAGGUCAAUCCACCAGGUACUUGCUAUUGCGAUGGAAUCUGUGGAUUCUUUGGCAACAAUCAUUAUUUCUAUCAUUGA